Molecule: messenger RNA, 981 nt
Organism: Cuscuta campestris
Lineage: Eukaryota; Viridiplantae; Streptophyta; Magnoliopsida; Solanales; Convolvulaceae
Source: the annotation of a GenBank genome assembly
AUCUAUAUUAUUUUAUCAAGUUGUAUUAUGGUAUCAGAGCAAAGAUUCUCAAAAACCUACUCCCCAAUUCGAUCAAGCCACCGCCGCCGGUCUCUCUCUAUUUCUUUGCAUUGAUGGUGGACCGCCGAUCAAGACAUGGCAUCCAUGUUCGACCCCCUUGCCUCUCUUCCUUCCGAACUGAAACUUUUACUCUGUAAUUUCCACAAUCUCAUCCUCAAAAAACUCACUGAUUCAAACUACCCUGCAUGGUCUCUCAAUGUCAGGACUGCUCUUGAUGUUAAUAUCCUUUUUAGGUGCAUCGAUGGCUAUGAAGAAGCGCCACAAAGAAAACCUCCAAGGAAGAGAAGAUCGAGAUGCCCUGAAUGAAGAGAUCCCUGAACAAGAUGUGGUAAAUGUUGCUAUCCGCGGUCUCCCUUCUGAACACUCUGCCUUUAAGAAGAUCAUCCGUAUGAACAACGAGAAUAUCAGUCUCAGUCAGUUUUCUGGGUUGCUCACCUCUAAAGAAAUCAACUAUGAGAUAUAAAACAAAUAUAGCCUGACUAAUUCUGAUUAUGAGAGUACACACAGGGCUCUCUAUUCUUCAGUCGAGGCGUGGUCGAUGAGGUAGCCACAGUUGACUGUAUGCUGGACUUGGGAAUGGUUCUCCUUGCGACAAUCGAAGUAACGGAAGCAGAGAGGGGUCGCAGUCCUCCACGUGAUCUUAUAGUUUGUAAAAUUUGUGAGAAGCGUUUCAAUUCUGCUGCUACAUAUUGGUACUGCUUUGAUGAUUUUUAUAGUAUGAAUAACUCUUCCAACACAUCCCGCGUUAUGCAUGCCGCCACAACUAGUUAAUUUAGUGAUUGGUAUCUUGAUAUAAGUGCCAACGCCCAUGUUAUGCAUGAUCUCUCAGAGUUACAAUCUCCUACUCCAUAUCAUGGUACUAAAACCAUCACUGUAGAUAGUGGACAACGUCACGAAUCAGGUGCGAUACACGGGUCCCUG